Messenger RNA from Necator americanus (New World hookworm), 210 nucleotides. RefSeq lists its product as uncharacterized. The coding region runs from base 1 to 210 and encodes 69 amino acids. Lineage: Eukaryota; Metazoa; Nematoda; Chromadorea; Rhabditida; Ancylostomatidae. The record is from RefSeq and is a predicted model, not a curated record. The transcript has 3 exons.
AUGCGUUGUCUACUGCUGCUCUUCGCUCUUCUAGCCACCGUAUUUGCUUUACGGCUAAAAAUCCAAGAUCGCCUUGCGUUUCCAUAUCUCAACGGCAUGAUUAGACCUAGUAUUAGCGAUGAUGACUAUGAUCGAUAUCUAUCAGAGCUUGGCUCACAACUCUUCAAACGUUCUUCGGACUACAACCAAUUUAUGAGGUCAAAAGAUUGA